AUGCUGAGUGAAAAGAUUCCACUUGCGAGCGCUGCCCAGUUGAUGAUGUUGAUGUUGUUUGCAGUGAGAAGUAAGAAGCGCAGUCGACGGGCUUUCUUGGAUGCGCCUGCCUGGCUCCAAAGUGAAGAUAGUUGGAUCCCCGUGCGCUGGGAGACCUGCCCCAGCACUGAAAAGAACGUCCACAAGAACAAGCACAGAGAUGGCACCAAGACCAUCAACGGCUUCCGGGUCUACAAAGAUCGCUUGGGCGAUGGGAACUUUGCAAAAGUGAAGCGUUGUGAGGAGGAGGAGACUGGAAGGACCUUCGCCAUGAAGGUCUUCCGCAAGCUGCCCCUGCGGCGGCAGCGCGAGUUCAUGCGCUCGGGCGAGGGAAUGACGGUCCGCACCCACCUGGACAAAGUCUAUGGGGAGCUGGAAUUGAUGAAGGGCAUUACUCACCCGGGCUGUGUUCGACUCUACGCCAUUUUUGAUGAAGCUCAUCAGAAUGGCAAGAUCUACGCGGUCCUGGAGCACGUGCCGGGUGGACAAGUCAUGGACUGGGACGAGGUCAAGUGCCGCUUUUUUGCAGUGGGCAUGGCGGCGCAAGAGGCGGAUGCCUCAGGGCUCAUCCCAGAGGAGAAGAUGAAGGUCUACCUCUCGGAUCUCUUGGAAGCCCUGAGCUAUUUGCAUGCUGUGGCGAUGGUGGCCCACAGGGACGUCAAGCCCCAGAACUUGCUUUUAGAUGGAAGCUCCACCUUGAAGCUGGGCGAUUUCGGUGUGGCUGCCAAGAUGGAUGAAGACCACCUGGUGCACGGCACCGAGGGGACCUACCCGUUCUUUUCCCCGGAGAUGUGCCAGACUGGCUACGUGGGCCAUGAUGGGCGGAAGGCAGACAUGUGGGCAACAGGCGUUUGUGUUUGGGCCUUCCUCCUCGGCACCCUGCCCUUCCAUCAUGAGGACCUGGCUGCACUCAUGGAUGCCAUCGCUUUUGGGGAGGUGGAACUGCCUGAAGGUAACACCUUGUCUGAAGACAGCCGCCGACUGCUCAAAUGGUUGCUGUGCAAGGAUCCUGCUGCACGGCCUUUGAGCGAAGCGGUGCUCCUGGAUGCAAUGCUAGGUGGAGCCCAGAGCCCUCACGGACCACUCCCUGCGUUGAGAAAAAGCGAGCGCUUCAAACCGUUUGGUUGGAGCAGGCGGAAGGCAGAAACUCCAGAAGAGGUUGAGCUGCUCCGGCUAGGCCUUGCACAGAUCGGCAAGUGA
This is a messenger RNA of Durusdinium trenchii, 1239 nucleotides long. Lineage: Eukaryota; Dinophyceae; Suessiales; Symbiodiniaceae. The record is from the annotation of a GenBank genome assembly.